Trypanosoma grayi is the source of this 1104-nucleotide messenger RNA. RefSeq lists its product as hypothetical. The record is from RefSeq and is a predicted model, not a curated record. NCBI's taxonomy places the organism in Eukaryota, Euglenozoa, Kinetoplastea, Trypanosomatida, Trypanosomatidae. Bases 1 to 1104 code for a protein of 367 amino acids. The transcript has a single exon.
AUGAUAAACAAAGCGGUCGCAUUGCCUAUAGCAGAGGAUGUUGAUAACGCUCGCUCCCUCGCCGUGAAGGGAGAUCGUGGAGCAGCCGUAUACGCAGCGCAUGAGCGUCUGGAGGAGGAUUUAGCAAAACUGUCCGCUGUCAUUGCCGACACAAAACGGUAUACAUCUUCUGGCAUGGAUCCGUGGGCAGCUGUCUCUUCGACCAUUGGGUCUAUUUGCCAAGAGGUGGAGCUAUGUCUGCAGUUAUUCAGCACUGGUGUGAGGAUGGAGCGGUCAAGAGGUCUUCGGACUGUUACUAUUCUUUACGAUUCACGGAAGUGUCCCGCCGAUCGAUUGCGUGGCUUUUUUCAUGUGGUCCUGGCAGCCUUUAUUGUCGAUGACUUUGCAGCGGUUAUGCCGGCCACGGUUGUGUUGAAGUUUGCGCAAGCCGUUCGCGUUUUCGAUGCGCAACAAGCCGCUGAGUGGUUAAGGUUGGGCAUUCAAGGCAUGUUAGAUGCGCACAAUGCCUCUGAAUCGUCUGACUUGCCUUCGUUCUCGGAGAAGCUGCGUUCCUUGUCAGCGUUUGGUGGGUGCAGUUCUGCAUCAGCACACACACAACCAAAGGGUACAAAUUCUGUCAUGGUGUCCAUGCUGACCCUCUUGGUUAAGUGUGAGGCAGAGACUGGGGGUACCUCGACGGAGGUACAGGAGAGAAAAUGGGAUCUUCGUGACUUUGUGGAAGAAGAUGUUCUGGAGUCUUUGUUGCGCUUUGAGGUUGAAUGCACUGCUAUGAUGAAGGGGAAAAAGGAACGUAUUAGACAGAGAAUAGAACAACGUGGCACCAAAAGGCAGGUCGCGGUGCCUCCUCCAGUGUCAGCUCCCGAAACGACAGAUAGUAAGGUUGUCUCACGCAAUGGCGGUACAUCUCGCUUUGAGUUAUUGCAUCGUUACGUUGAGUACUUUCUGGGUACUGAAUGGAAACAGCAUCCCUCUCGGGCAGUAGUAGCAGUCGCUGCACUUAUAAUAAUAUGCAUUUUGCUGCGACGAGUGACUUCUGUUGUGGUGGCCGGCUGGGGAAGUAUUCGAAGAUCGUCUUAUGGGGCGAGGAGAACGCUUACUCUGUGA